Xyrichtys novacula (pearly razorfish) is the source of this 318-nucleotide messenger RNA. The record is from the annotation of a GenBank genome assembly. NCBI's taxonomy places the organism in Eukaryota, Metazoa, Chordata, Actinopteri, Labriformes, Labridae.
AUGUUGGGUACAUGUCGUAAGUGUUAUGAGGAACCUGAUAAAUCAGGUGUCGGAGCAGCAGUGAUUCAGCUUUUCAAGCACGACGGCCCGCAGGUGAACUCGCCCACAGAGAUCACACCUCUCCAUCAUUUACCAGAAACACAAAGAAGUGAGGAAGGGGAAGAGGCCUCUGUUGAGAUGUUCGGUGCCCUCUUCCUCUCAGACAGCUUGCUGUCACAGGGGGACCUCACAGCGCUCACCAAGAACCGCCUGUUGUUGCUUUUUAAUUUCAGAAGCGAGGUGACGCCCAACGGGCUCGGUGAAAAUUACAAGCUGUGA